Molecule: messenger RNA, 3960 nt
Organism: Anopheles coluzzii
Lineage: Eukaryota; Metazoa; Arthropoda; Insecta; Diptera; Culicidae
Gene: chm
Product: histone acetyltransferase KAT7
Exons: 8
Coding region: 464-3379 (971 amino acids)
Biological process (GO): regulation of DNA-templated transcription
Cellular component (GO): nucleus
Molecular function (GO): zinc ion binding; histone acetyltransferase activity
Source: RefSeq, a predicted model, not a curated record
CACAACAAACAAACGAAAAGCGUUCUGUGAAAGUGUUGUUCGCUAAACUUAAGCAAAAAUUUAGAAAUCUAAGUGUAUUGCAACAAAAUUGAACCACGUGUUGCUAGAUUAAUCGAAAAGCUUUAUUUAAACGGACGUUGGGCGCCUUUCAGUAUGUUAAAAUUGAGUGCGAAGCCAGUGUGUGGGCAAGUUUAUGCAUUGGAAGCAUGAAAAAAGAAGAAUAAGAAAACGGGGGGAAGCGUUUGUGUUUUCGAUAGUGAAAAGUUUUUGGAUGCCGGAAUUUGAGGAUGCAAAUUUUAUUUUAGACUGUUUGUACUUUUUUCGUGACGAGUUCCGUGGAUAGUUUUUAGUUCUGAGGUAUCCUAAGGGAGUCGUACGAAGGCUCACGUUUUAUCGUCCGCUCGUGUUUCUUGGAAGUGGUCGUAGCACAUUUACUUAUUAAACUUUUUGAAAUAAAACAAUCAUGCCACAACGGAAAAAGUCCACCAGCACCGAAUCCAGUAGCGGCAGUUCGUCUGACUCCAGCUCCAGUGGGUCUGAUUCGGGAAGCUCGGGCGGAUCCGAUUCGGGAAGCUCGAGCAGUGAAAGUGAUUCCUCCAGCUCGAGGGAACCAUCGCCGCGUCCCUCUACCAGUAAUAAUGCAGCCGUUUCCGGGGCAACCAGUGGAAAUGCUGCAGUACCAAAAGCGAACGACAAAAUCGUAAGACGGCGAAGCUCCGAGAUAGGCAAUGCGGCAAACAAAGCGAACAGCAAACCGGACGCCACGAAGGACAAAUCAUCCCUUGCCCUGAAACAACAAAAACUCUCAAAAAGCUCCAUCUCGUCCAGUGACGAUGAUGACUCGGAGCCGGAAACGAACAAAGGGACAGCUGCUGCAUCGGCAGCUGCCACUACUGCGGCUAGCAAAAAGGCUCCAACAGCCGACACCACCAAGAAAAAGCCCAUCGCAGCGGUACAGGGCAAGGAGCGGGUUCCCGCACCGCCACCGAUCAGUGGAGGAAAGGUGCCCCCGUCCGUGAUCAAGCAGCAGCACCAACAGCAUCAUCAUCAAAACUCUACCCCGGCCACGAAAGGGGCGGUGAAGGCUAGCACGGUGGUAAAAAGUUUGCACAAGACCAACAAUAAUGGGGCCGGUACGGCAACGGGUGCUGUAAAGAAACCCACCCCAGGUACCGCUCAGUCAUCCUCGGCACCUGCUACCAAGGGUAAAAAGAAGAGCAUCUUCUCACCGGUCAAUUCGUCCGAAUCGGAGGUGGAAACAACGCCGGAAAAGUCCGACAUGCAGGAUAGACGUACGUCCAGCUCGAGCUCCACGAGCGGGAACGCCGCGUCGGGUGGUGGGACGGGCCCAGCGUCGUCCGAUUUGUCUGACAAAAAUCAACCUGGAGCAACGGGGAGUACCGCAACCAACACCACCACCUCAACAGCAGCCACCGCCGCUCUACAACGUGGUCGAGGCCGGCCACGGAAAGCAUCGCAGGUGGGAACGUUGAACAACGCUGUAUCGAAACCGAUCGGACAGGUGAAACCACAGACCAGUGGCACAAGCAGUGCCGCUAGCAAAGUGGCCAGUCCACCGUUGGCCAAAUCAAUGAAAUCCCCCAUCCGAGCGCUGUCGUCGGCCACGUCCAGCUCGAGCGAAUCGUCCUCCAGCGGAUCGUCCGACUCGGAAACGGAAUCAUCGGACGAUUCCUCACCAUCGAUCAGUGCGGCGGCCGCACAAAGCUACAAAAAGUCCAACAGCACCAUGAAGCGUGCGCUCGAACGAACGCCCCAAAAGAACGAUGCGAAGGAUGGCGGUGCGGCGGCGGCGGCGGCGGCCGGUUCGGACUCGGACCGGCAGACGCGAAAGCUGACCCGUUCCGCAAGCACGCGCAAAUCCAAACACCUGCUCGGCAAGAACGCCUCUGAGACGGACUCCGACGCGGACAGUGUGAAGCGGUCCGCGUCGAAAAGUCCGGCGAAGAAAGCGCCCACCGUUCCGUCGAAGGGCAAGGCAAAGAAUAACAUUGCCAACGCGCUGGCCAGCAAACGCACCGGCGACAAACCGCUCGCGAAGGAGCUGCCCAUCGAGGAGGCGCCGGUCGAGCGGCGCUGUCCGCUGGAAAGGUGUGACUCGCUCGGCCACAUGGGCGGACAGUUUGAGAAGCACUUUACGCUGGAGGCUUGCCCGCUCUACCACAACAUGACGGUCGAUCAAACGAAGCAGCUGCUGGUGGAGCGCAAGCAGCGCGAAGACGAACGGCGCCGGUCGAUUCCGGUGUACGAAAAUUCGAAAAAGAUCCAAACGCCCGAACAGAAGCUGUACGCGCAGAAGAUACGCGAUCUGCGGGCGCGCUUUAAACCCUCCUCGCCGACGCCGAUUGCCGAGCGGCCGAAACCGUUGCUCGAUCGGGACUGUAACGAAAUUAAGCCCGAACCUAACCUCGAGGGCAUCGUGCCGGACUACGAUCUGCAGCUGUUCCGCGAAGCGCAGGCACUGGCGAGCGAAAGUAUCGAGAAGGAGCUGGGCGAUAUGGUUACCGGGAAGGGCACGAAGUACAUUUCGAUGGGCCGGCACUGUAUGCAGGUGUGGUAUCAGUCGCCCUAUCCGGACGAUGCGACCCGGCUGCCGAAGCUGUAUCUGUGCGAGUUCUGUCUGCGGUAUCAAAAGUCCGAGGUGGGAAUGAAGCGCCAUGCGGCCAAAUGUGUCUGGCGGCAUCCGCCGGGCGAUGAGAUCUAUCGCAAGGGAAAGCUUGGCGUAUGGCAAGUGGAUGGCAAGCGACAUAAACAGUACUGUCAGCAUCUGUGCUUGCUGGCCAAAUUCUUCCUCGACCAUAAAACGUUGUACUACGACGUGGAACCGUUCCUGUUUUAUGUGAUGACGCUGGCGGAUAGUGACGGCUGCCAUACGGUGGGGUAUUUCAGUAAGGAGAAAAACUCGUUCCUCAACUACAACGUAUCGUGUAUCCUUACGCUACCGCCGUACCAGCGUAAGGGCUAUGGACGGUUGCUGAUCGACUUCAGUUAUUUGCUAACACGAGUGGAAGGCAAAAUAGGCUCCCCCGAAAAACCGCUUUCCGAUUUGGGUUUGAUAUCGUAUCGAUCGUAUUGGAAAGAUGUGUUGCUUGCCUAUUUAUGCUCCCGGCCUGGUACUACACUUAGCAUCAAAGAUAUCUCACAGGAAAUGGCGAUCAACUCUUAUGAUAUUGUCAGUACGCUUCAGGCUCUCGGUAUGAUGAAAUACUGGAAGGGAAAGCAUAUCAUACUAAAAAAGCUGGACGUUCUGGAUGAGUACGAGGAGCGUGUAAAGCGCCGCGGCAAUAUGCCUAAGAUCGAUCAAUCCUGCCUAAAGUGGACACCGUUCGUUGCUCCUACCCCAUCAACACCAUCAUCCUAGCGCCAACCACACAUGAAUAACGUUCAUGCGCUGUACAACAACACGGGCCAUUCUGCACCAGGAGCUAACAAUUGUUUGUCCAAAAACAGUUUUCGAGGCGUUUUCUAGAUCGGUUUGGUGCUUGUUUUGAGUAUCUUUAAAUUAUAAUUUCUUCAGGGGUUUUUUUUAAUUUUUAUUUUUUUUUUGCGUGUACAGUAAGUAAGGUACAUAGUUGGCUAGAGUAAUUUGAAGAAACGUACAUAAAAUCCUCGGUGUACAGAAUAUACUUAUUACAAGUUAGGUUUAAUGGAAAUCUUUGGCAAACAAUAAACUUUGCUAACUUAGAGAAGAGGUAGAAUGAAGAGAUAAUUGUAACAUAAAUAUAUCGUGGUAGAUUUACUUCGAGAAACUUAUUAUAUGAUCAUGCAGGUAGAUAACAGUAAUUACUUUACAUGUCUUCAAAUUUUAAUGUCUACACAUUGCAGUAUGACACUUUUAGAUAUUGUGUUAUUUAUGUCUAUUUUUUAUUUAAUUAGAAACGGAAAGCUAUAGGAUAAACUAAUUUUAAAUAAAUGUAUGUAAACAAAUAUGCUCAAUUGAAA